Messenger RNA from Syzygium oleosum, 1783 nucleotides. RefSeq lists its product as uncharacterized. The record is from RefSeq and is a predicted model, not a curated record. Bases 313 to 1560 code for a protein of 415 amino acids. Lineage: Eukaryota; Viridiplantae; Streptophyta; Magnoliopsida; Myrtales; Myrtaceae. The transcript is spliced from 4 exons.
UCUUGUUCUUGUUCUUGUGGGAAACGCAGAAACCCGUGGUGUUCGACCUUUCCCUCGUGGUCAGGGGGAAUUCUGCGCGUUUACGUGAUGGGUUUGACGACCCGGCAUCCUUUCAUACGUCGCCGGGCGUCGUCGGUCAAACCGUGAAGCCCGCGACAGCGACGGGUGGAAUUCAGACGCCCAGAGAAAGAAAAACGAAGGCUUGUUCUUGAACACCCCCCCGGAAGGACAGAAAGUUGGACUCGGAGUUCUUCUCGUUCUAGCGCUUUUCCUCUUCUCUUCUUCUCGCGGAAAAGUGCCGACUGCGAAUAGAUGGCUGAGAGGGAAAGAGUUCACCCAGAUUGCGUAAACGCGUCGAAUCCUUUCCACAGAUGCGUGGAAGAUUGCUACAUAAAGAUUGCCACAUCAAAGGCCCGCAAGAGCAAAAGUUUUACAGGAUACAAUGUCGGAACUGAUGGUUUCCAGAAUUCAAGAAGGAAAACGGCUAGGGGGUCGAGUUUUAACAACAAGCCAGCAAAUGCGCAUGAGAAAUCAACUGUCCAUACCGUCCCUGUAGCCACUGAUCGGUCAUCUACUGCAAACUUAACUUCUCCAAAAAGCGAACUGGAGAGCACAAAUCCUGUGUCGUCAUCUGUGCCUUUCUCCGGAGAGAUUCAUGUCGAGGACUUCUCAUUCAACAGGGGGCAACUUGGGACCUCUCGUUUGACUACAACUUCAGGACAUGCCACACCAGCUCUUGGUCUCUCUCCAGAUCGUCACGUUAAAGCUUCGAGUUCAGGUGUUACUGAGAUUACAUCGUGGAAACCACCAAAAGAGACGGAAAGCAAUCAGCAUCACAUGCCCCCUGAGGUAGUCUCAUCCAUUGCCGUCAAUGGUGCGGAAGAAGGCACUCAACAUAGAGGAGUGCAUGACCAUUCUCUGAGCUCCAGCAUUUCUGAUCCGGACCGUCCGUCUGAAGAGAGCCGUGAGGAGGAGGUCCACUCAGUUGCAUUGGAUUCCAGAGUUACCGUCGGGAAGUACUAUGUUAAAGAAAGUGUCUCCUCUACUUUACGGGCCAUUUUUGACAAGUAUGGGGAUAUAGCUGAGAGCUGUCGCAUGGAAUCGAUCGCCAUGCGUUCUUAUUGCCUCGAGUGCGUCUGCCUCGUGGUCCACGAUCUCCGGUCCUCCUCAACCACUCAGCUAACGGAGUCUAAACUCCGAGAAAUGUCAGCGGUUCUAAAGGACUUGGAAUCCUCGCAAAUUAAGGUCGAUUGGUUGCGCCAAGUGCUCGAAAGGCUUUCAAAAUCCGGGGAGCUCAUCACUCAGUGCGACGCCAUCAAGGUAGAGAAGGCCAAAUGCGAUCGCGUCUUCGAGACUACAAAGAAAAAACUAGAACGUCAUCUGGAAGAUCUGGCGGAGAAAGAACAGGCGGUCGCGGAUGCAAAGGCGCGAGUGGCCAAGACCCAAGAUCGCCUAUGUCAGAUCGAGCUGGAAUCUUCCAAAUUGGAGGAGUCCGUCGCGUCCCUGCAGUCCCAGAUCAAAAGCGGUCGCAUCGGCAGCUUGUUAGACGAACUGGUGUGACGGAAACAGAGACAGUAGUAGUAACAGAUAGAGACGGAUGUUGCGAUACUAAUAAGCUUAAGCUAAGCUAACCCACGAUAGGAUCAUGGGCAGUGAGGACGUGGGUGUGAUUUGUAUAUGUCAUUGUAACAACAGAGAUCGAGUCAACAGGUGAACAAAACUUACGUUCAGGUCACUGAGAGCUCAUGGGAACACAAUAAACGCUCGAGUUAGCGCAUCGAAA